AUGCCCCUAACCCAUACAAAUGCAAAUGCUUCUGAAGAAAGUCAAGAAUUCAAACGCAUCAGCGAGUCAUCUACUUUGGCGUCUUUGAACGACUCCAACGGAAUAGAAAACGUUAAUCACAAAACUCCCGCCACGGUGGACGCUCUGGAUAAUAUCGACUGGCGGUUUGACUCCACAUCGUCAAUCACAAUUAAUACUAAAGCUCCGAUCGAUCUCAACUCGGAACUCGGAAAUGGAUCCGCAGGACUCGAGGGCCCAGAUACUAGUCUGCUAUCGCCACUCACUCCAAUCAAAGACGCUUCCUCGUCUGCCCUCAAAAGAUCCUUCACCAGACAGAAACAGGUUAAAGAAUUACUCAACACGGAAGAAGUCUAUGUGAAGGCCUUGAAAGUUCUCAAAGAGGUGUACAUCAACUAUUUGUCAACGACCGGUCCGAUCCCGCUGUUCUUCGGAAGAUUCGCAAGAGCAGUGGAUAUGUUGCUCGAAGAGCAUAAUCAUUUCCUGGAAGGACUGGUCAAACUGUACCACGACUGGAUCAAGCUCGGCAAUUCCACCGAAACAUGUAAAUCGUCGAUCCACUCGCCAAUGUUCGAAACACAUAUACCGCGGUCCGAAGAUCACCUUCAUCUGGAGAAAAUCGCGGACUGGAUCCUGCAAAACGCCAUAAGUGUCCCCACAUACAGCUCCUACUGCCAGUUGGUCCCCAAGAUUCUCGAAUUCGCAGAGUCGAAGAAUGUCAACCAAUAUAAUGCCAGUUCCAUCGUCAUCUACAACGACUACAUGGUGGAACACCAAGACGUUGCUUCUAGCUAUUUCCUUCAGCAACAACUGGAUAUUCGGUUCAUUUCUUUGAUCCAAAUGCCAACCAACAGAAUAUCCAGGUACAGACUCAUUGCCGACUCUUUGCUACAGAAAUCCAAGGACGAUAUGGAUUUCAGUCUUGUUGAAAAAUUGAACAAGUGUGUCAGCACCAUUGGCGACAAGUGCACGCAGAUCAACAAGAAUGUUGGCAAGGGUGCCAAGAAAGAAGCGCAGAGCCAGGUUCUCAAGCAGAUGAUGACCAGCUCGAUCAAGCAGAUCUCCCAGAACCCGUACUAUUUCGACAAUAUGGGGUAUCUGACAAUGGUGGCAGCGUUUGCAACCGUCUGGCUCAAUGACGAAUCCAUCAAGUACGAGUAUCUGGGGUCAAUCUUGUUUGACUCGCAUCUGGUUCUGGUGAGACCGUACAAGCAUCGCCAGCUGGGAGUGAAGAUGGUUCUCCCGAUCUCGUCGAUUUUCUGCAUCCAGGACGAGGAUUUUGGAGCAAGAGGCAUGUUGUACACCACAUACACCAACUCGUUCAAGAUCCAUUUCGAAAACAACUUCAAGCAGUACGAGAUUGCCGUGAUAUUCACGUCUGAUUCCGAGAAGAAGAUAUGGUUGACAAGAUUGAAUAAAGCGGUUUCCAAGUGGACCAGAGACAUUGGGUCUCACCACAACUUCUCGUACUCAUAUUGCAAAAGGCAAAGUCGGCUAAAGAACAGCGAGCUAGAGAACUUCCGGUUCAGCGGGUUCAUUCCAGACGACAUGACUCCUUACAAAGUCAAGAGCCACAGUCAAUAUUUCGCAUUGGAGACCAACCUUCGUCAGUUCACGGUGAACAACUUUGCGCAAAGUGCAGACGACUCGUUGAAGCGCGACUGGAACUCUAACCCUAGAGCCACAGUCACUUUCAAGAAGGAGGACAGGCUGAGACUGGAGAAGGUUCUUGCUGAGUUUUGGGAGCCAGAAAUCCCAAAGACCAUUGGCGACCUCACCAGAAGCAUCUCGGACUUCAGUUUGCGCAAGAAGCUGUCGAUCUCGUCGAUCUCGUCGAUGGGCAGCAGCCAGCAACAGCCGGCUAUGUAUCCGUGCUCAAACUCAUUGAUGCGCAGCAGCCGCGGAAACAGACUGUCUGCCUCCUCGUCAAUGCGCAACCUGGCGCAUUCUUUCGGCAACCUGAAGACCAACGACGACAAGAGCGAGAAACAUCCUGGAUCUGCAAGCGACAUUGAGGCGCCAGGGUCGCGGUCAGGCACCAUCAAGAAAAGCUUCAGCUUCAAAAAACUAAUCAAGUCCAUGAGCGUCCACACCAAUUUGGCGGAACUACAAAAAGAAUGA
Molecule: messenger RNA, 2139 nt
Organism: Ogataea philodendri
Lineage: Eukaryota; Fungi; Ascomycota; Pichiomycetes; Pichiales; Pichiaceae
Exons: 1
Coding region: 1-2139 (712 amino acids)
Molecular function (GO): guanyl-nucleotide exchange factor activity
Source: RefSeq, a predicted model, not a curated record